Aureobasidium subglaciale EXF-2481 is the source of this 2313-nucleotide messenger RNA. RefSeq lists its product as uncharacterized. The record is from RefSeq and is a predicted model, not a curated record. Gene Ontology annotation, cellular component: nucleus. Gene Ontology annotation, molecular function: nucleic acid binding; ATP binding; RNA helicase activity. The transcript is spliced from 2 exons. Lineage: Eukaryota; Fungi; Ascomycota; Dothideomycetes; Dothideales; Saccotheciaceae. Gene Ontology annotation, biological process: ribosome biogenesis. Bases 1 to 2313 code for a protein of 770 amino acids.
AUGGCUGACGAUGGUAUGCUUCUGAAUUUCGCGGUCGGCGAUAAGCCAUGGGCCCCGAAAACUACAGCAUACACAGGUGGUCGCUGGAAGGAUCGUUUGACGGCGAAGAAGGCCUUGCAAUACGGGCAGAACAAGAGCAACCCGGACUACAAGAAAGAGAACGAUGCGAGGAACGACGUCCGCUCAGGAUCAAACUCGGAACCGCGGCCAUUCAAGCGCCAGAAGACCGACGGCGGCGAGUACAAGCCCACACACACUACUGGUCGCACCGGCCCUAGAGACAGCAACAACGCCCCCAGACAGCGCCCAAAGGAGGUCAUCUCCUCUCUGUUCACGUACAACCCCUCCGCUACGACCGCUCCUGUCGAGGAAGAAGAGGAAGCAGAAGAUGCGGAACCCGUACAACCCUCUAACGCUCCUUUGAGCUCGGAGCUGGACACUUUCCUGUCGCUAGGUCUAUCCGCAAACGUAGCCCGCCACUUGCUUGAAAAGAUGGGCAUCAAAGCCCCGACAGCCAUUCAGGCAAAGGCUGUGGCACAACUGGUAAAGGACGACUCCGACGCUUUCAUCCAGGCCGAGACUGGUUCCGGUAAAACACUGGCAUACCUUCUUCCUAUCGUGCAACGUUUGGUGACUAUGUCGGAGACUGCGAGAAAAGCAAAUGGCGGUACCGGUGGUCUCACGCGAGACUCUGGUCUGUUCGCCAUCAUCUUGGCCCCCACUCGCGAACUCAGCAAGCAGAUUUCAACUGUCCUCGAAACUUUACUUGGCGCUGCUCACUGGAUUGUCGCUGGAACCGUCAUUGGUGGAGAGAAGAAACAAUCAGAGAAAGCGAGGUUAAGAAAGGGCCUGAACAUCCUUGUCGCCACCCCUGGUCGCUUGGUCGAUCACUUGGAGCACACAGAGAGACUCGAUGUAAGCAACGUAAGAUGGCUAGUACUGGACGAAGGUGAUCGUCUGAUGGAGCUUGGUUUUGAGAACGACAUUCAGAAGAUUGUGUCUUUGAUGAAUCUUCGUAUGCGAAAGGUCCAGCAACCUAUUCCCGGACUACCCGAGAAACGAACAACCGUCUUGUGUUCUGCAACCAUCAAGAUGGACGUUGAGAGACUGGGCAAUAUCGCUCUGAAGGAAGCUGUGUCAAUAUCUGCUGAAAAGCCUAGAGAUGCAGAAGACGCGGAAAGCAAUGGCCACGCCUUCUCGGCGCCGGCUCAGUUGAAGCAAUCGUACGCAGUUGUGCCAGCCAAACUGAGACUGGUCACACUUGCCGCGCUUCUACGAAGGUCGUUUGCCAGGAAGGGAUCUGUCAUGAAGACCAUUGUCUUCAUGUCAUGUGCUGACUCUGUCGACUUCCACUUCGAAAUUCUAACACGUGAGAAGGAAUUGUCGAAUUACGAGAAGAAACUCGCUCCAGGCAAGAUCAGACAAGGAGGCUCAAUUGACGACGCGUGCACCGAGGCUAUCUCACCGAUCAUAUCGGGCAAAGAUAACGAAGUCUCAAUUUUCCGUAUGCAUGGUUCGCUUCCGCAAAACAUCCGUACCUCUACACUAAAGGCUUUCACAACCAACAAGGAUGCUUCGGUCAUGAUAUGUACAGAUGUCGCUUCUCGUGGUCUGGAUCUUCCGAACGUCGACUUUGUCAUCGAGUACGAUCCCGCAUUCAGCAAAGAUGACCAUCUCCAUCGUAUUGGUCGUACAGCUCGUGCAGGACGUGAUGGACGGGCUCUGAUUUUCUUACAACCGGGCAACGAGGAAGGCUACGUCGAUGUCUUGAAGGAAGGCCGAAGAGACGCAGGACAUGGUCUUACUCGUCACGACGCAGUCGAGCUGCUGAAGAAGGGUCUGACGCCAACCUCAGGUACAGUCUCUUCUGGUCGUGAGUGGGAGGAAAAAGCAACAGACUGGCAACUGGAUGUCGAGCGAUGGGCACUCGAGAGCCCAAAGCAUCUCGAGCAAGCCCGCCGCGCAUAUCAAAGUCACAUCCGUGCCUACGCUACCCAUGUGGCUGCCGAAAGAGGAUUCUUCAACAUCAAGACCCUUCACCUCGGUCAUUUAGCAAAGGCUUUUGCGCUCAGAGACAAGCCUGGUAGCAUCAAGGUGCCAGGUCUUCGUCCUGGCAAGGAAGAAGGCAAGAAGUCCAAGGACUCUCGCCACAAGGCCAACGUUAAGGGAGCAAAGGGCUCGGGUGCAAAAGCAACGGCGCCAGACGGUGACGAUGCUCCACAGAUGAAUGACGCUCAGGAAGCGGCAAGAAUCAUGCGCGCAAAGACAAAGGCCAUGAUGGGAGGUGGUGCUUCGGAAUUCAAUCUUGGUUAA